This is a messenger RNA of Aplysia californica (California sea hare), 4303 nucleotides long. RefSeq lists its product as uncharacterized. The record is from RefSeq and is a predicted model, not a curated record. NCBI's taxonomy places the organism in Eukaryota, Metazoa, Mollusca, Gastropoda, Aplysiida, Aplysiidae. The transcript has 2 exons. Bases 1725 to 3686 code for a protein of 653 amino acids.
CACUCCUCUCUCGCUCUAUCCUCUCUCUCCCACACACACACACGCGCGUACACAUACAUACAUACGCACACGGACGGCCCAGCUUGCCGCCACGGCCGGAGGGCGAGGAGGAGGUCUUCUACUAUACGCUGUGAGGCCAGAUUUUACGCCUGUCAUAAAAGGAUUUUAGUGAGAAGUCCGCAGUGAAAACUUCGGACGUGAACAAGGAAUGUCUGAAUCCCUGACCCCGGGCAUUUUCCCUGAAGAGACGGACGUCCCAGCGAUAGUGCUGCGAGAAUUAUUAUGACUUCAGACUCUGAACUUCCGACUGACAUACCGUCACGCGCUGCACCAUUCCUGCAGCAAAGAGAUGCCGCAGAGCGUGUGUGUCGUCUGGAAUAAAAACAUAACAAUAUAGUGUUGUGAAUUCACAAACUUUCAGGAUACCUCCGGCCCGUUUUCGAGAGUGCGUCCUAUAGGAAGCCACAUUAGCACCAACGAAGCUGCUAAAACGACAGGCCACAACGUCCUUCUGUGUGACUUCAGCUACAAUAUUUCCAAGACUUCUCAGAGAUUUCAGGGGAAGGGAAAGAAAGGUUUGCUCAUGUUUGAAGCCAUUUAAAAGUCACAAAGCUGCCAUAACGUCUACAUUGAUUCAUUUGUAGGACUUCAGAUACAAUAUUCAAAGGGUUCUCGGCAAUUUCAAAAGACAACCUACUCCUUCCUCCCUGACAUUCCACUUGGACUUUUUGUUAUCCGCGUACAAAUGCAUGCGUGAAAAAUAAACUGUACGUACACAGACUGAAUACCAAAAUGACUUUGAUAGCGGAUAUCUAUACAUGAAAGCUGCCCUACACGGUGGAGGGGAAAAGAAAAACGUGUGGAUCUGCAACUGAAAUACAUUAACUUUGUGACAAAUAGAAAAAACACCCCAUGUUCGCGUUAUCAGCAAGCAGACAACUUAAGGAAUAUGGGGCGAUGUUUCUAAAAUUUAUGCACUUUAUGCAUUCAUAAAAGAGAAGAAAUCUUUGGGUAGUUUUUCACGCUUGUGGAAUUAUCCCAAAAACCUUAAAGUGCAUUCUCUGUGGAUAUGAGAAUCCCAAAAGGUGAAGAACAGAGGACAUAAGUGAGUCGCACGCUCCAUAAGCAGGUGGAGAAGAGGAUUACUUCUGUCUACGACAUCAGUGUGCGAGCGCCCAGCACCGUGUGGAGUCUUCAAAACUCGAACAGGGCACUCGAAGUGAACUCUCAAACAUCUGAGCCAGACAAAACAAGCGUUUCCUGCAUUCGUCUUAUGGAUAUCACACAACAAUAUUCUCGCCAAUACAGCUAGUCGUGCGUCAUUAUUAUUAUAUUGCUUAGGAAUGUUCUGAGCUCGCAAGUGUUAGAAGAAAGUGACUCGUGGAGGAAACUUCCUGGACUUCUAAGAGCUACCGCGAGUUCUCGACAAGAAUUUUACAGCAGGAACAUUAAUUGCCCACACUGAGGAAGUGGUGAGAAUCAGGCCAAUGACUUGUUUCAUACUAGAUACGACUCACUGAGUGUAACGAGAAACAAACGAGAAAAAAGAACAGGGAAAAAAGCGUGAACGGGUUCGUCCGUCAGUGACACCAACUGUCCGUCAGUGACAUCAACUGUCUGUCAGUGACAACAACUGUCUGUCAGUGACAACAACUAUCUGUCAGUUACACCAACUGUCUGUCAGUGACAUUAACUGUGUCAGUUCCCCGUGCAGUGUCGUCAAGAUGUCUGGAGCCAUCAUGAAGAACGGCAACUACAACGUGGUCAACAGCACGCUCGGCGGUGACGCAGGCGGCAGAUUCCAGGACGCGGCGGUGCCGGGCGAGGAAGAGCAGAGUCUGGCCGCCUAUACGGUGGUCCUCUCCAUCGCGCUGCACCUCCUGUCCACCGUGUUCGGCGGCGGGAGCAGCGCGGCGGUCAUGGCGGCGGUCCUCAGCCGCAAGAACAUCGACAAGCAGAGCUACCUGGCCGUGCUGGCGCUCUUCCUGGCCUGCUGCACGCUUAACGUGGCCUGGAGCCCGCUGGAGGUCACCGACCUCCUGGUCUACCACUACUGGCAGCGCCACCCCAGCGCCACCAUCGCCGCGGCCAAGACGGCACUCUACCUGUUCCUCGUGCUCAUCAUCAGCGUCAUUAUCACGCUCCUCUCCGUGGACGGCAUGGCACGCGUCAUCAACUACUCCUGGCGCCCUCUGGGCAGGCUGUGCAACCUCAUCUCCUGCCUCGUCGCCGCCAUCGUCGCUGCCGCUCUCCUCACCGUGUUCGUCGUUAAGUGUGUGAAGUCACCCGACAGUGCCCAGGACACGUUCGUCCUAACAGAGCCGGGCGCCAAAGUGACAUUCCUGGUCCUGCUCACCGUGGCCUUCUCCCUGUGCGUGCUGGCCACCCUCCCGCUCAUUGCGCUCCUCCUCCGGGAGAGCCUGUACUGGGAGGACGGCCGGCCACACUUCAGGCAGAAGAAGGUCAAGCUCGCCAUUCCAGAGUUCCUCAUCAGCCAGUCCAACGCGUGCGCGGGCGGCGCCGACAACACGGGGGGCUUCGAGAACAGCCACAGCGGCACGCCGUCCCCGUCCACGCCCAAGCUGCUCACGGUCGAGGCAGCGGACACGGCUUCUCUAAAAGGCGGUGGCGAGGACAGUAGCCCAAUAUCCGAGCUCCCGAGCCCCGUGGCCAAACCGAUGGGCAACCGUCUGGGCAUCAACAUGGCGCAGGUUCUGGGCCGUCGGCGACACACAAUCUGCCAGAUCAGCGACUCUAGCAGCGCCGCCUCCGCGCCCGUGGAUCCCGUGUCCAAAGCCAAGCAAUACAACUACGUGAGGAAGUUCUCCGUGGACAUCUCCGCGCUGCAAGCCCAGCUGCAAAACCCAAAGAUCUUCAAAGAGGCGCCAUUCCAGUCGGACGUGGAUCUGACCAAAAAACCCUCGGACAACGCCAAACAGCCGGCGCCAAAGCCGCUGUUGCCGCUGAAACCGCUGCCGACUUUCAAAUUCGACGAGAAGGAAGAGAAGGCGGGCGAUGUGGAGAAGAAGGAGGCAGAGGUCCCGGGCGUGAAGAUCACGCCGCCGCCUGUCAUCAUGGUCUCCAACGACGACACCCAGUACAACCACGGCGAGGGCGACGCCGGUCAGAAAGAAUCAGCGUUCCAAAAACCGGAGAGCGGUGCCGGCGAGGAUAAGGACGGCGGUAAGGAGGAAGAGAAGGACGGGGCGUCCGAUCACGUGACCUCGCCUUCUCAGAACUCGCACAGCGGCGGCGUGCAGAAGCCGACGAGUCUGGCGUUCAAAGACCCGGCGUCGUCGGGCGGCACGGAGGAAGAGCACAUCUCGGCGCCCACCCUGGAGAGCGCGGUGAGCGAGCCCAGCGACAGCGAGUCUGAGGGCCGGCGCCUGGCCCGUCUCACGCUCCUCCUGUGUGUGGCCUUCUGCCUGGCCAUGCUGCCCGUGCUGGUGACGGAGCUCCUGCGAGCCUCGCUCAGCCUGCACGCCUACGUCAACAUCCACACGUGCACGCUGGCCGUGAGCGCCCUGCAGACCAUCGUCUACCCGCACCUAGUGGCCUGCUCGGAUCAUGUGGUGCACAGGGCGGUCAGGAGGCUCAAGAGGCGAGUCAGGAUCAGCUGUGGGUGCCGCUCCGACCAGGAUGGACAGAGUCACGUGGAGGACAGUUCCAGCAUGAGCCAGGUGUAAGACGGGGCUGGCGCUCAGACAUUUUAGAGGAAAUGUGUGUAAGUGUAAGUCACUCACUCCGGACUGCUCAAGUCACCUCACCUUUGGUAACGUGACCAAUAGCUAAACGCAGAUCCAAGCGGUGACACUUGUUUGUUUUGAUGAGUGUUUUACGGCGCUUGCAACUGCAUAGGUCAUAUUAUUAUGAGCGCGCGAGCAGUGACACUGAAAGUGCAAGUAAUAAGCAAACGAGCAAAGGCUUAACUUCUAAACAGUGUGAAGAUUUCACUUCUGAGCCACAAAACUGUCUCCUCACUGUGGUCGUCAGUGCCGAAUACAACGCUUUGCGCUGAGAGGCAAACAGGCGUAAAGGGAAGUUUUUAUAAAAGUCUCCGUUGUACGGAGAUGAUACUGGAAUGUCGAAGAUCGUUUCAUAAUGUCCAGGUGGACAGGAGCCACCUCAAACAAAUAACACUUUGUCCGUCAAUGUCUGAUGAUGACCAACGCACCUGCAGAGGAGAGUACUCCUUUAUGACAAAUAUACGAAAUAGGGAUUGAAAUGAAUUGUGGCUUCUGCACAAAUUCUGGCAGAGAAUGCCACGUUUAGAGCAUUAAAAAAAUUUAUUUCUACUCGUGGA